UCGCGAUCACAUAUCCCCCCCACUUUCCCUCGAUUUGUUUCGCAUCCCACGCUUCCCUUUCUCCAUCAAUUCGAAAUCCCGAAUCCGUUUACGGCAAUUUUUCGCGAAGAAAAAUCUCCAGAAGAGCACACUAAGAUAUGGACGGGCAUGACUCAGAAAAGCAGAGCACUGCUGAUAUGACAGCUUUUGUGCAAAAUCUUCUUCAGCAGAUGCAAUCAAGGUUCCAGACUAUGUCAGAUUCCAUCAUUACAAAGAUUGAUGAGAUGGGCACCCGAAUCGAUGAACUUGAGCAGAGCAUCAACGAUCUUAAAAAUGAGAUGGGGAUAGAGGGCUCUCCAUCUCCUGCCCCUUCCAAGCAGAAGUCAGCUGAAGAUUCAGCUUGAAACAGUUCAAUGAGCAUAUGGUUGAAGGAUGUGGUGUUCUUGGGGUUUUUUUUUGGAAUUCGUACGACUGAGAGUAUGAUAAUACCUCUUUUUGUGUCUUUCUUUCUUUCCUGUGGCUUUAUGUUUCCUUUUUUCAUCAGACUGUCGCUUUUUGUUGAGCUGAGACCUUUUAUGACGUCCUCAUGUCUUACAAUCACAGUUUCUGAUGUAUUAAUUUAGAAGCAUAUAGAAGUUGAAAUCCUUUUUAGAUCCUCA
Rhodamnia argentea is the source of this 638-nucleotide messenger RNA. RefSeq names its product heat shock factor-binding protein. Gene Ontology annotation, biological process: cellular heat acclimation. Gene Ontology annotation, cellular component: cytosol; nucleus. The coding region runs from base 138 to 383 and encodes 81 amino acids. Lineage: Eukaryota; Viridiplantae; Streptophyta; Magnoliopsida; Myrtales; Myrtaceae. Gene Ontology annotation, molecular function: transcription corepressor activity. The transcript has 5 exons. The record is from RefSeq and is a predicted model, not a curated record.